ACCCAAAGGCAGAAGCUGAUGCAGAGGCCAUAGAGGGAUGCUGCCUACUGGUUUACUUCCAAUGGGUUGCUUGGCCUCCUUCCCUCCUUCCUUCCUUUCUAACUUUUUUACUGACUCUUUGUCAGUUUCAUAUCAUGCACCCCAAUCCCAUGCAUCUGUCAAUUGCUUCAUAUCCAUGCCCUGUCCUUGCAACCUCUCCACCAAAAGAAAAUACAAAACAAAAAUUAAGAAAAAUGAAAAACAAAAACAAACAAACAAACAAAAAAAAAACAAAGCAAAGCAUAGAAAACAUGUUGCUGUGGAAGCUAUGGUGUGUCUUAGUGUGUCCCACAGUAUUGUCCACACUUACUUGGAAAUGUUCAUUGCAGUUAGUGAUUGGUGUGGUUUGAGGUCUCUGUCUUCUGCUACACCAUCAAUACUGUAUCCUCCUCAGGACUGCUCUUGGUUAUCCUGUUGUUUUGUCUUGUUUUCUUAUAGAACCCAGGACCACCAAUCCAAGGCAGUACCAUCUGUGAUGGCCUCAGCCUUCCCUCACCAGCCACUAAUUAAGAAAAUGCCCUACAGGCCUUUAUGUAGAACCAGCAAACACAAUAACAAAGAUAAAACAAAAAUCUUACAUUGAAGUUGGCAAGACCAACCAACAGAAAGAAGAAAGCAUAAGAGUCAGAGACCUACUUGUUUGUAUACUCAAGAAAUCCAUGAAAACUCUAAACCAUGUAUGUGUAUGGAACAGAUCUGGUGCAGACCUGUCUUGGUCCUUUGCAUCAUGUUUCAGUUUCUUUAAAUUAUUCAAGUUUGUGGCAUACUAUAUGAAUCUUACGACUGUCAUAAGGUGGCAAUGUCUCGGGAACCUACCCCACCUCUGCCUGGAGAUAUGUCUGCUAGUCCUGUUGCGGAAAGCUGGUGCUACACACAGGUUAAAGUAGUGAAAUUUUCCUACAUGUGGACUAUUAAUAACUUCAGUUUUUGUCGAGAAGAAAUGGGUGAAGUGUUAAAGAGUUCAACAUUUUCUUCUGGCCCAAAUGAUAAAAUGAAAUGGUGCCUGAGGGUAAACCCAAAAGGCCUAGAUGAGGAAAGUAGAGACUACUUGUCUUUGUAUUUGCUUCUGGUCAGCUGCCCGAAGAGUGAGGUUCGAGCUAAAUUCAAAUUUUCUCUUCUGAAUGCUAAAAGGGAAGAAACAAAAGCAAUGGAAAGCCAAAGAGCAUAUCGAUUUGUACAGGGGAAGGAUUGGGGAUUUAAAAAAUUCAUUAGAAGGGAUUUUUUGCUUGACGAAGCUAAUGGUCUCCUUCCAGAUGACAAGCUUACGUUAUUCUGUGAGCAUCUCCAACACUGCUUGCAGAAGAGGUGGAAGCAUUGCACUGCCCUCCCUAAAGAACUGGCACCUCCCCUCCACUGCAAGUGGUGCUGUAGACAGGUGAGUGUGGUCCAAGAUUCAGUAAAUGUAUCAGGACAUACUAAUACAAACACUUUGAAGGUGCCAGAAUGUCGGCUAGCAGAAGACUUAGGGAAUCUUUGGGAAAACACAAGAUUUACAGAUUGCUGCUUUUUUGUGAGAGGAAAAGAAUUCAAAGCUCAUAAGUCAGUGCUUGCAGCUCGAUCCCCAGUUUUUAAUGCAAUGUUUGAACAUGAAAUGGAAGAAUGCACAAAGGUAAAUGUUGUUAAAAGGCUUCAUAUUAUUUAGUUUGUAUAUAUGUAUGUGUAUAGAAUACACAUAUUAAAAAUAGCUGUGCAUGUUCUUGUUCUAAAAUUAUAACAGAAGAACUUUAGAAACUGGGGGGAAAUGCAUCCUUUAAUAAAAUAGUAAAUAUUCUCAAUGUGGAUGCUCACUGAACCUCGUAAGGAACAACUGAUUUCAUGGUCU
Molecule: messenger RNA, 1861 nt
Organism: Rattus rattus (black rat)
Lineage: Eukaryota; Metazoa; Chordata; Mammalia; Rodentia; Muridae
Product: speckle-type POZ protein-like
Exons: 8
Coding region: 839-1681 (280 amino acids)
Biological process (GO): regulation of proteolysis; proteasome-mediated ubiquitin-dependent protein catabolic process
Cellular component (GO): nucleus; cytoplasm
Molecular function (GO): ubiquitin protein ligase binding
Source: RefSeq, a predicted model, not a curated record